Penicillium brevicompactum is the source of this 525-nucleotide messenger RNA. RefSeq lists its product as uncharacterized. The transcript is spliced from 3 exons. The coding region runs from base 1 to 525 and encodes 174 amino acids. NCBI's taxonomy places the organism in Eukaryota, Fungi, Ascomycota, Eurotiomycetes, Eurotiales, Aspergillaceae. The record is from RefSeq and is a predicted model, not a curated record.
AUGCCUCCCAAAGCAGGUGGUGGCUCCGGCCAAGCUGAUGGCUCUCCUCCUCAGCCAAAGUCUACUCCAACCAAAGUCACGCCGACAAAGGAGAAGAAUGAGAAGCUUAUUCCUACACUCUCCUCCACCGAAACCCGACUUCUGGCCUUUUCCACUUAUUGGGCAGACGCCUCCAAAGUCGAUUAUGAUGAGCUUGCUUCACUGGCCGGCAUCAUGCCAUCUUCCGCGCGCACCCUCUUCCGUGCUGCCAAGCGCAAGAUGACCAAGCUGGUUGAUGAAGGCGCUAGCGAUGACCACCCAACUCCGGUCAAGACGCCCUCCAAGGCUGGACGUAAGCCAAAAGUUGCGAAGAAGGCCGCCCCUGCUCCCGUCCCCACCACCACGGAUGAAGACACUGAGAUGGAGUUUGAUGAGGAGGAGUUCAAGCCUCUGGCUGGAGAGCCUGAUGAGGAGGCAGCCAACACCCUCCUGGAAGCCAGCAUCAAGACUGAACGCCAGGACACCCCAGCUCUCCCUGAGGUUUAA